Messenger RNA from Drosophila ficusphila, 1355 nucleotides. RefSeq names its product small glutamine-rich tetratricopeptide repeat-containing protein beta (gene Sgt). The coding region runs from base 110 to 1174 and encodes 354 amino acids. Gene Ontology annotation, cellular component: TRC complex; membrane. The record is from RefSeq and is a predicted model, not a curated record. The transcript has a single exon. Gene Ontology annotation, molecular function: protein binding; molecular adaptor activity. Lineage: Eukaryota; Metazoa; Arthropoda; Insecta; Diptera; Drosophilidae. Gene Ontology annotation, biological process: post-translational protein targeting to endoplasmic reticulum membrane.
UCUGGUCACACUAUUAAUACUUUUGACAGCUCUCUCACAUUUCGCCUAAUCACAUUUACUUUUUAUCCAAUUCCAAAUCGAGGGGAUUACUGAAGCCAGAAGACACAAAAUGCCGGACGCAGUGCAGCAGAGUUUUGUGCGGAGCUUCAUUGACUACCUGAAGAAGCAGGUGGACGCGAUGUCGCCUGACCAGAGCGAGAGCAUCGAGGUUGCGAUUCAGUGUCUGCAGGCGGCCUUUGACGUGGGUGAUGAUGUGGACGAUGCGGCGCAGGACGCCGCCGCUGGCCAGGAUCAGGCCACAACACAGAGCAGCACUUCGAGUGCCCCCGGCGGAGAGCCGGCGGCUAGCGGUAGCGCCAGUCUGGCACCGAAAAACAUCGACAUGUUUGAGCUCUUCCAAUCGCUGUACAUUGAACGCAACCCGGAAUCCCUGGCUUUAGCUGAUUCCAUAAAGAACGAAGGCAAUCGGCUGAUGAAGGAAUGCAAGUACAACGAGGCUCUGCUGCAGUACAACCGGGCCAUCGCCUUUGAUCCGAAGAACCCCAUCUUCUACUGCAAUCGUGCGGCGGCCCACAUCCGGCUGGGCGACAAUGAGCGCGCCGUCACCGAUUGCAAGUCCGCCCUGGUGUACAAUAACAACUACAGCAAGGCGUACUGCCGCCUGGGAGUGGCGUACUCGAACAUGGGCAAGUUCGCCGAGGCGGAGCAGGCCUACACCAAGGCUAUCGAGCUGGAGCCGGAGAACGCAGAUUACAGGAACAACCUAGAGGUGGCCAGGAACGCCAGGAAUCAGCCGCCGCAGUUGUCGCAUGUGGCUGACAGCGUGAACGCCAUGCUGGCCCAUCCGACGGUUAGGAACCUGUUCGACAGGGCCGAGUUCGAUCUUCAGCAACUGCAGUCGAUGACCCAGAAUCCCAUGGUGAUGAACACGAUUGGCCAGCUGUUGGCCAACAUGGGUCAGACGAUUCCCGGCGCCGGUGGAGCUGCUCCUGGUGCUCCCGGAGCUCCUGGCAGUGCUCCGCCACAGGCUCCACCCUUGCCGAAUGACAUGCUGCAGAUGUUGCAAAGCUUCGCCAGCCAACUGGUCGGCCCACAGCCAGGCGGUGGACAGAACCCGAAUGGUAAUCCCGGCAAUGGGCAACAGCCAGGCAAUCAGCCGCCGCCAAGCAUCUAGUAGGUGAACAAUCCCAGCCAGGAGCGGCGAAAACACAUACACACAGAUUAAGUUUUAAGCUGAAACUAUAAUUACUGUAUUUUUAAAGUUUAAAAGGCUUCUAUAACGCAUAUACAUAUAUAUUUUUAAUAAUGGUAAUAAAUAUAUCCAUAAAAAACGCUGCGUGGCCUUGCAAGUGCAA